Molecule: messenger RNA, 305 nt
Organism: Parathielavia appendiculata
Lineage: Eukaryota; Fungi; Ascomycota; Sordariomycetes; Sordariales; Chaetomiaceae
Exons: 1
Coding region: 38-205 (55 amino acids)
Source: RefSeq, a predicted model, not a curated record
AGAUUCAUCUUUGUCAUAUAAGUGUUCCAUCGUUGGCAUGACCUGCCCGCUGUCUCAUCCCUCUGACUUCAUCCAGUUCCUGCACUUUCUUUUCUUUCUAUUCUCUAUUUUCCUUUCUCUCUUAUUUUGCAACUUACCCCGGCUAGAGUCUUGGCUUGUCCAUGGUUCUCCUCUGUCUGCAGAAUGCGUGAUGUCCAAACUGUAAACCUACAAUGGAAUGAGCCAGGUGAUGAUUUAUACCCGCGUAGCAUUUAUCUAAAACCUGACAGAAGCACACCCGAGAACUGGAGCACUCGCGCAAGCAA